Messenger RNA from Arabidopsis lyrata subsp. lyrata, 1280 nucleotides. RefSeq lists its product as uncharacterized. The record is from RefSeq and is a predicted model, not a curated record. Lineage: Eukaryota; Viridiplantae; Streptophyta; Magnoliopsida; Brassicales; Brassicaceae. The transcript is spliced from 2 exons. The coding region runs from base 73 to 903 and encodes 276 amino acids.
UAUUAUGAGCGGUUGGAUGGCGUAAAUCCACCAAAAACCAAGGACGUUGGUGGCAACGGUCAUGAAAAAAAGAUGCCAGGCUAUGGGAAGGAACAUAACUGGCACAAGGAAAGCAUAUUAUGGGAGCUGCCUUACUGGAAAGAUCUCAAUCUGCGACACAAUAUUGAUGUGAUGCAUACAGAGAAGAAUUUUCUGGACAACAUCAUGAAUACUCUUAUGAGUGUGAAAGGUAAAUCAAAAGACAACAUCAUGUCAAGAUUGGAUAUUGAAAAUUUUUGUUCUCGGCCAGCCUUACAUAUUGAUAGUAAGGGUAAAGCUCCAUUCCCAGCAUAUAUAUUGACAGAUCAAGCCAAAGCGAGUUUAUUGGAAUGUGUGAAACAUUCGGUUAAAUUCCCAGAUGGUUAUUCCUCAGAUUUGGCUACUUGUGUAGAUAUGGAGAAUGGUAAGUUUUCAGGCAUGAAGAGUCAUGAUUGCCAUGUUUUUAUGGAGCGACUACUUCCAUUUAUCUUUGCAGAACUCCUUGACCGGAACGUACACCUUGCGUUAUCAGGGAUUGGAGCAUUUUUCCGGGACUUAUGUUCGAGGACUUUACAGAAAAGUCGUGUUCAAAUUCUAAAACAGAAUAUUAUUUUAAUCUUAUGCAACUUGGAAAAUAUCUUUCCACCAUCAUUUUUCGAUGUGAUGGAGCACCUGCCUAUACAUCUCCCUUACGAAGCUGAAUUAGGCGGCCCGGUCCAAUAUAGAUGGAUGUAUCCUUUUGAGAGAUUUUUCAAAAAGUUGAAAGGAAAAGCAAAGAACAAAAGAUAUGCUGCAGGAUCAAUUGUUGAAUCAUAUAUCAAUGACGAGAUUGCUUAUUUUUCAGAGCACUACUUUGCAGAACAUAUACAAACAAAAUCAAGGUAAAUGUGUAUAUAUAUAUAUAUAUAUAUAUGUUUAUAUUUGGCAUGUACUUCUAACAUAUUAACUCGUUAAUUUGGAUCAGGUUAACAAGAUUCGAUGAAGGUGAAGUUCAUGUAUAUCAUGUUCUUGGGGUACCUAACAUAUUUACGCAAGUCGGCCGUCCAAGUGGAGAAAUGCGUGAAGUAUGGCUUUCAGAGAAAGACUACCAAAGCGCACAUGCAUAUGUUUUACGAAAUUGUGCCUAUUUUCAACCAAUUGAGAGGUAUAAAACAUAUCUUCCAAAAGUCACUCUUUAAUUUACAAUAUCCACUAUGAUUAUUCAUAUAUUUUUUGUGUUUGUAUAGUAUGUUCGAGGAUUUUCUUUCUGCAAAAUAUCCGGA